GCUUUAGGUGACAUGGAAGUCCCAAACAGGGUACCAUUCAUUAAUGGUAGUGAAUUGAGGGGCAUAACUUAGAAACUUGAAAAAACAUGGAUACACCUUAGAAACUCAAAUACCUUAGGAGUAUAGCUUAGAAAAAACCCAAAAAAAAAAAAGAAAAAUGAAAGUGGCCCCACUUGGCCACUUGAACCCAUUGAACAGUAAUUGCCAAUAAGAAAAAAAAAAAAGAAAGAAAAAAAACUUCCCAUGGCCACUUCUAAACUAUACCCCUAAGGUAUUCGAGUUUUUAAGGUGUACCCAUACUUUUUCAAGUUUCUAAGUUGUGCCCUUCAACUCUUUAUCAAUACUAAAAUGUACCCUUAUAAGUUGUUUAAAAGUUAUUUGAGAGAGUGAUUUCGUGGCUUCAGAUUUCAUUAUUAGGGUUGCGGUGGCUAAGAUUUCUUUCUCCUACCAUUUCCUUACCUUUUAUCAUCUUUUUAUUAAAUUUAUAGUUAACUUUAGGUGACAUGGAAAUCCCAAACAGGGUACCAUUCAUUAAUGGUAGUGAAUUGAGGGGCAUAACUUAGAAACUUGAAAAAACAUGAAUACACCUUAGAAACUCAAAUACCUUAGGAGUAUAGCUUAGAAAAACCCAAAAAAAAAAAGAAAAAUGAAAGUGGCCCCACUUGGCCACUUGAACCCAUUGAACAGUAAUUGCCAAUAAGAAAAAAAAAAAAAAAAAAAAAAAAAAAAAAACUGAUCAGCGUAGCCCCCUACCUCCUCUUCUUCUUCCUCCUGCUCCUCUCUCUCUCAGCUCGCCAUUGAAGUGCAGUCAACGUUCUCCAUUGAAGCGCCUUCUGAUACUUGUAUCCGCCAUUGCAGCAGCUUCUUAGAUAUUGGCUGUGCAUUUCUGUGAACUUUUUGGUUUGCAUUUUGCAAACACGUAGUGUGAACAUGGGUCGUCUAAAGAUGCAAUCUGGUAUAAAGGCUAUUGAAGAAGAACCUGAAGAAUCUGAAGUUGCAUCAUCUGACAAAGCUGCUUUAUCAUGUAUGAUUAACUCAGAAAUUGGUGCUGUAUUGGCAAUCAUGAGAAGGAAUGUGAGAUGGGGUGGUCGCUACAUGUCAGGGGAUGACCAGUUAGAACAUUCUCUUAUCCAAUCUUUGAAAGCUUUGCGUAAGCAAGUCUUUGUGUGGCAACAACAGUGGCAUAAUAUCAAUCCUGUUUUGUACCUCCAACCAUUUUUAGAUGUUAUUCGUUCUGAUGAAACUGGCGCUCCCAUUACCAGUGUUGCUUUGUCAUCUGUGUACAAGAUCUUAACUCUUGACGUGCUUGAUCUUAACACCACAAAUAUUGAAGAUGCCAUGCAUUUGGUUGUUGAUGCUGUUACCAGUUGUCGGUUUGAGGUGACUGAUCCUGCAUCAGAAGAGGUUGUUUUGACCAAGAUUCUUCAGGUUCUGCUGGCUUGUAUGAAAUGUAAAGCAUCUGUUGUAUUGAGUAAUCAGCAUGUUUGUACUAUUGUUAAUACCUGUUUCCGAAUUGUUCAUCAAGCCACAACAAAAGGUGAAUUGUUGCAAGGAAUGGCAGCACAUACAAUGCGUGAACUUGUUAGGAGUAUCUUUUCACAUCUUCCUGAAGUUGAGGGCAUAGAGAAUUCUGUGGUCAACAGAGGCUCAAUAAAUUCAGAGAUUGUUGGCCUUGAUAACGAAUUCAAUUUUUCAGCUGUGCCGUUCAAUAAUGGAAAUGGUAAUUCUGAAUAUGAUGAUCCCACUGCUAAUUUUGGUUCAGUAGCUCCAGUGGGUGUGGGUGCUGGUGCUGUGGAUGAAAAUGGUGCUGAGAAUGGGAAGGAGUCAAAGGCAUAUGAUUUACAUGUGAUGACGGAGCCGUAUGGAGUACCUUCUAUGUUUGAGAUCUUUAAUUUUCUGUGUUCACUGCUUAAUGUUGUCGACCACGUUGGAAUUGGUCCUAGAUCUAAUGGCUUGGCCGUUGAUGAGGAUGCACCUCUCUUUGCCUUGGGUCUCAUAAAUUCAGCUAUUGAGUUAGGUGGGGCUUCUUUUCUCAGUCAUCCCAGCUUACUAAACUUGAUACAGGACGACCUCUUCCGCAACUUGAUGCUUUUUGGUCUGUCACCAAGUCCUCUGAUUCUCUCUAUGGUUUGUAGUAUAGCUCUGAAUCUAUACCAUCAUUUACGAAUGGAGCUUAAACUACAACUCGAGGCUUUCUUUUCUUGCGUGAUCUUAAGACUCGCACAGAGCAGAUAUGGUGCUUCUUACCAGCAGCAAGAGGCUGCAAUGGAGGCCCUUGUUGACUUCUGCAGGCAAAAGACAUUUAUGGUAGAGAUGUAUGCUAACUUAGAUUGCGACAUAACAUGCAGCAAUGUGUUUGAAGAUCUUGCUAAUUUGUUGUCAAAGAGUGCUUUUCCUGUGAACUCUCCUCUGUCUUCUAUGCACAUUCUUGCUCUUGAUGGGCUGAUAGCUGUUAUUCAGGGGAUGGCUGAAAGGAUUGGCAAUGGAUCUCUUGGCUUGGAGCAGGCACCUGUGAGUCUUGAGGAGUAUGCUCCAUUUUGGAUGGUGAAAUGUGACAAUUAUAGUGAUCCUAAUCACUGGGUUCCAUUUGUCCGUCGUAGGAAAUAUAUCAAGAGAAGAUUGAUGAUUGGUGCUGAUCACUUUAAUCGGGAUCCUAAAAAAGGGUUAGAGUUUCUUCAAGGGACACACUUGUUGCCUGAAAAACUUGAUCCGCAGAGUGUGGCUUGCUUCUUCAGAUAUACUGCUGGGUUAGAUAAAAAUCUUGUGGGGGACUUUCUAGGUAAUCAUGAUGAAUUUUGUGUUCAAGUUCUUCACGAAUUUGCUCAGACUUUUGAUUUCCAAGAUAUGAAUUUGGACACAGCUCUGAGACUAUUUUUGGAAACUUUCAGACUUCCUGGAGAGUCACAAAAGAUACAGAGAGUGCUUGAGGCAUUCUCAGAACGAUACUAUGAACAAUCGUCGCAUGUUUUGGCCAACAAAGAUGCUGCAUUUUUACUAUCAUAUUCCAUCAUAAUGCUGAACACGGAUCUGCACAAUGUACAAGUUAAGAAAAAAAUGACUGAAGAGGACUUUAUUCGCAAUAACCGUCAUAUAAAUGAUGGUGAGGAUCUCCCACGUGAAUAUCUGUCAGAAUUAUACCAUUCUAUCUGCAAAAAUGAGAUUCGCACGACACCUGAACAGGGUGCCGGAUUUGCUGAGAUGAAUCCAAGCCGUUGGAUCGAUCUAAUGCACAAAUGUAAGAAGACUGCACCAUAUAUUGUGGCAGAUACAAGGGCUUAUCUUGAUCAUGAUAUGUUUGCUAUAAUGUCCGGUCCUACAAUUGCUGCCAUUUCUGUGGUUUUUGAUCAUGCAGAACAUGUUGAUGUUUAUCGAACUUGCAUUGAUGGCUUCUUAGCUGUCGCAAAGAUAUCCGCCUGCCACCACCUUGAAGAUGUUCUUGAUGAUUUAGUUGUUUCUCUUUGCAAGUUUACAUCCCUUUUAAAUUCAUCUUCUGUCGAAGAACCUGUUUUGGCAUUUGGUGAUGACAUGAAAGCUAGGAUGGCCACUGUUACGGUGUUCACCAUUGCAAAUCGCUAUGGGGACUAUAUUCGCACAGGGUGGAGAAAUAUCCUGGACUGCAUAUUAAGGUUGCACAAGCUUGGUCUUCUUCCUGCCCGUGUUGCUAGUGAUGCUGCGGAUGACUCAGAGCUAUCUUCUGAUCCUGGGCAAGGGAAGCCCCUCUCAAACUCAGUAUCUGCACCUCAUUUGGCAUCCAUGGGUACUCCUAGGAGGUCUUCUGGGCUGAUGGGCCGGUUCAGCCAAUUGUUAUCUCUGGAAACAGAGGAGCCCAGGUCACAGCCCACUGAGCAACAACUUGCUGCUCAUCAGCGUACGCUCCAGACAAUCCAGAAGUGUCACAUUGAUAAUAUAUUUACAGAAAGCAAGUUUCUUCAAGCCGAAUCUCUAUUGCAGCUUGCACGAGCACUCAUAUGGGCUGCUGGUAGGCCUCAGAAAGGGGCUGGUUCACCAGAAGAUGAAGACACUGCUGUUUUCUGUCUUGAAUUAUUAAUUGCUAUUACGUUGAACAACCGAGAUAGGAUUGUUCUUCUCUGGCAGGGGGUUUAUGAGCAUAUUGCAAAUAUUGUACAGUCCACUGUCAUGCCCUGUGCCUUGGUUGAGAAAGCUGUAUUUGGACUUCUUCGUAUAUGCCAGCGACUUCUUCCUUAUAAAGAAAACCUAGCUGAUGAGCUUCUUAGAUCUCUGCAGUUGGUUCUCAAGCUCGAUGCUCGAGUUGCUGAUGCAUACUGUGAGCCGAUCACCCAAGAGGUAACUCGCUUAGUCAAAGCAAAUGCCACUCACAUCCGAUCACAAAUGGGUUGGCGCACCAUUACUUCUCUUCUUUCUGUCACCGCCCGACACCCAGAAGCUUCUGAAUCAGGAUUUGAUGCUUUGGUGUUUAUGAUGUCUGAGGGGGCCCAUUUGUUUCCUUCUAAUUUCAGUUUGUGUAUAGAUUCUGCUAGACAAUUUGCAGAGUCUCGUGUUGGACAAUCUGACCGAUCCAUUCGUGCUCUGGAUCUUAUGGCUGAUUCUGUGGGUUGUCUAGUGAAGUGGGUUCGUGAAACCAAGGAAGCUGUGGAGGAGGAUGCUGUAAAAAUGUCUCAGGACAUUGGGGAGAUGUGGCUGAGACUUGUGCAGGCCCUAAGAAAAGUUUGUUUGGACCAGAGAGAAGAAGUCAGAAAUCAUGCUGUUUCAUCCUUGGAGAAGUGCUUGACUGAAAUAAAUGAAGUCCACCUUGCACACAGUCUCUGGUUGCAAUGUUUCGAUUUGGUUAUCUUCACAAUGCUUGAUGAUUUGCUUGAAAUUUCCCAGGGGCAUUCUCAGAAGGACUAUCGUAACAUGGAAGGGACACAAAUUAUUGCCAUAAAGCUCCUCCCUAAGGUUUUUCUGCAAUUACUCCCUGAACUCUCUCAAUUGACAGCAUUUUGCAAACUAUGGCUGGGCGUUCUUAGUCGGAUGGAAAAAUACAUGAAAGUCAAAAUUAGAGGAAAGAAGAGUGAAAAGCUCCAAGAGCUAGUGUUAGAACUAUUGAAGAACACACUAGUAGAGAUGAAGAACAGGGAAGUCCUUGCUCAGAGGAGUGCAUUAGGUGGAGAUAGUUUGUGGGAAUUAACAUGGUUACAUGUUAACAAUAUCUCUCCAUCUUUGCAAUCUGAAGUAUUCCCAAUCGCAGGAUUUGAAGACAGCAGUAAUGAAACCUCUGCUGAACCUGUGGCCUCAGAAAGCUGAUAAUGUGAUCCAUUCUCGAGCUUAAUCUCAAUGGGGAAAUUGUUCUCAUUUCUGCAUACUAUGAGUGAGAUGAUGUUCUGCCUAACGGCUGAAGUGUGUAUUUGAGUGAUUGCUGGUUUAUACGUAGGGUGGUUGAUAUGAUAUGUAGGUUGUAGAGGAGAGAAUGAGAAAGGUAUGUACACAAUUCUGUCAUGUGUUUUGUUCAGUUAGCCAGAUGGUGUUGAAGACAGAAUUUUCUUGGACUGGGGUUUCUUAAGGUUCUGCAGUUUUCCUAGGUAUAGAACAAAAUGAAUGUACCUGGAAUAUGUUGAUUAAGUCAGUAAAAGAGGAAAUUUGCUGGUCUUCGAUUUAGAUAGUUACAACUUACAAGUUAGACUUAGAGCAUUAUAUUUUUGUGUAAUUGAUGUAUAGAUAUUCAUCCUGAAAGUUUUAGUCCAUUCAAUGUUAACUUGUUAAGUGUCA
This is a messenger RNA of Chenopodium quinoa (quinoa), 5727 nucleotides long. RefSeq names its product ARF guanine-nucleotide exchange factor GNOM-like. NCBI's taxonomy places the organism in Eukaryota, Viridiplantae, Streptophyta, Magnoliopsida, Caryophyllales, Amaranthaceae. Bases 931 to 5265 code for a protein of 1444 amino acids. The record is from RefSeq and is a predicted model, not a curated record. Gene Ontology annotation, biological process: regulation of ARF protein signal transduction. Gene Ontology annotation, molecular function: guanyl-nucleotide exchange factor activity. The transcript has 3 exons.